This is a messenger RNA of Tarenaya hassleriana, 1445 nucleotides long. Its product is annotated as cinnamyl alcohol dehydrogenase 4. Lineage: Eukaryota; Viridiplantae; Streptophyta; Magnoliopsida; Brassicales; Cleomaceae. Gene Ontology annotation, biological process: lignin biosynthetic process. The record is from RefSeq and is a predicted model, not a curated record. Bases 51 to 1127 code for a protein of 358 amino acids. Gene Ontology annotation, molecular function: zinc ion binding; cinnamyl-alcohol dehydrogenase activity. The transcript has 5 exons.
UCUUGAAAGCAGAGAGAGAGAGAGAGAGAGAGAGAGAGAGAGAGAGAGAGAUGGGGAGCAUUGAAGCGGGAGAGAAGAAGACCAUUGGAUGGGCUGCAAGAGAUCCAUCUGGAAUCUUAUCUCCUUACAAUUACACUUUGAGAAACACUGGAGAGGAAGAUGUGUACAUCAAAGUGAUCUGCUGUGGGAUUUGUCAUACUGAUAUCCAUCAGAUCAAGAAUGACCUUGGCAUGUCUAACUAUCCCAUGGUUCCUGGACAUGAGGUGGUAGGAGAGGUGUUGGAGGUGGGAUCGGGUGUGAGCAAGUUCACCGUAGGAGAUAUAGUGGGCGUAGGCGUGAUCGUUGGAUGCUGCGGAAGCUGCCGACCAUGCAAUUCAGAUCUCGAACAGUACUGUUCCAAGAAGAUUUGGAGUUACAACGAUGUCUACACAGACGGCAAACCCACUCAAGGCGGUUUCGCUGAGUCUAUGAUCGUCCAUCAGAAGUUCGUGGUCAAGAUCCCCGAAGGGAUGGCGGCCGAGCAGGCGGCCCCACUCCUCUGCGCGGGUUUGACGGUCUACAGCCCUAUCAGCCACUUCGGGCUGAAACGGAGCGGCCUCCGGGGCGGCAUUUUGGGUCUAGGAGGUGUCGGCCACAUGGGCGUAAAGAUCGCCAAAGCAAUGGGUCACCACGUGACCGUGAUAAGCUCAUCGGACAAGAAGAAAGAGGAAGCCCUCGACCAUCUUGGAGCCGAUGAUUACGUCGUGAGCUCUGACGAGGCGGCGAUGCAGAGAGUGAGCGAUUCUUUGGAUUACAUCAUCGACACGGUGCCCGUGUUUCACCCCCUCGAACCCUACCUGUCGUUGCUCAAACUCGAUGGGAAGUUGAUCUUGAUGGGUGUCAUUAACACUCCUCUCCAAUUCAUGACCCCCGUCGUCAUGCUCGGGAGGAAAGUGAUAUCAGGGAGCUUCAUAGGGAGCAUGAAGGAGACGGAGGAAAUGCUCCAAUUCUGCAAAGAGAAAGGCUUAACGUCGACGAUAGAGGUCGUGAAGAUGGAAGAAGUGAACACCGCUUUUCACCGUCUCGAAAAGAACGAUGUCCGCUAUAGAUUCGUCGUCGACGUCGCAGGAAGCAAGCUGAACGAAUGAUCUUUCAGGAGACACAAUACGCAGCCGUAUAUACAUACAUACACAAGCAUAUAUAUAUAUAUAUAUGCUUGUGUAUGUAUGCGUGUUCCGUUUGGUUCUGAAGGAUGGGAUUCAAAGUGUGUUUUUGUUCUGUUUUUUCUUUCUUCCAAAAUCUAUCUACACAGUCUUGUUUCUUUUAUGUUCCUUGUGCUUGCUUGCUCUCUUUGUUCUCAAGGAAUGCUUCAAUGGUUUUCGUUUUAAUCUUUCGGUGCGCAAUUUGAGAAAUUUUUGUUUAAUUUUUAAUCUUAUGUGAUACAAUUAAGCCGAUUUAUAACAUUA